UGUAACGAAUUAACUCUAAGAAAAUGCAAGCUCUCGCUCUAGCAAGUUGGAAACAGUGUAAGAUGAAAGAGCGAGCAUGAGAGAGUCAGGACACAGAGUGUUGAGCAAGAUGCUUCUCUCGCUGCUGCUGCACUGCUUCUGCGUGGCUACUACAGCUUCUGUAUCUAGUGGAGGUCUCGGUGGAUUAUCAGGCGUGACGAGCGAAGCGCGCCCUGAACGACCAUACUUCGACGACGUGUCGCCGCGGAACGUGACAGCGGUCGUCGGUCAAUCGGCCGUGCUGCGGUGCCGCGCUAAGCACAUUGGGAAUCGGACUGUAUCGUGGAUGCGUAAACGCGACCUCCACAUCCUGACGUCCCACAUCUUCACGUACACGGGCGACGCGCGAUUCAGCGUACUCCACCCCGAGCCCUCCGAUGACUGGGACCUGAAGGUGGACUACGUGCAGCCGCGGGACGCCGGCGUCUACGAGUGCCAGAUCAACACGGAGCCGAAGAUCAAUAUGGCGGUGUUUUUGACAGUUGAAGCGGCCGCAGCCUCCAUCUGGGGUUCUCAGGACGUAUAUGUGAAGAAAGGAAGCACAAUAUCUCUGACUUGUUCUGUGAACGUGCACUCUUCGCCACCGUCGAGCGCGUCCGUGCUCUGGUACCACGGCAACUCCGUGGUGGACUUCGACUCGCCCCGCGGCGGCAUCAGCCUCGAGACGGAGAAGACGGAAGGCGGCACCACCAGCAAGCUGCUGGUGACCAAGGCGGCCCUGACCGACUCGGGGAACUACACGUGCGUGCCCAACAACGCGCACCCGGCCUCCGUGUCCGUGCACGUGCUCAAUGGCGAGCACCCUGCCGCCAUGCAAACGAGCAACAGAGCGUCGUCCUACCUCACUGCGCAGCUGAGCUGCGCGGCAGUCACCUAUCUGCUCUCUUCUAUGGCUUGCAGAUGAUCGGCUUAACCGAUACGUUAGAAAAGGAUGGAGCUUCUUCUUUGGCUUC
Messenger RNA from Cydia strobilella, 992 nucleotides. Its product is annotated as protein sidekick-1-like. Gene Ontology annotation, cellular component: neuron projection membrane. The record is from RefSeq and is a predicted model, not a curated record. Bases 77 to 943 code for a protein of 288 amino acids. Lineage: Eukaryota; Metazoa; Arthropoda; Insecta; Lepidoptera; Tortricidae. Gene Ontology annotation, biological process: synapse organization. The transcript has 6 exons.